CAGGUCAAGGCCGCGAUGGUGACAUGCGGCGGACUCUGCCCGGGGUUAAACUCGAUCAUCCGCGGCGUGACGCAUUCUCUGUAUUAUGACUACGGCGUCGUGACCCCGGGGCACAUCAUUGGUGCCACCGGCGGGUACAAUGGCCUUUCGGAGCCUGACGAGCAUGAGAUGAUAAAUCUGACGCCCGAUUACGUGCGCGAGAUCCACAUGAAGGGCGGCUCGAUUCUCAAGGCAGGGCGCGGCGGCUUCGAUGCCCCCAAAAUUUGCGAGGGGCUGAAAAAGAUGGGUAUCAACAUGGUCUUUGUGAUUGGCGGCGACGGCACGCAGUUUGCCGGCCAUCUGCUGUACGAAGAGGCGAAGAAACAGAAGCUGCCCGUCUCGAUCGUCGGCGUACCAAAGUCGAUCGACAACGAUGUGCUCUUUAUCGACCGCACCUUUGGCUUCGACUCCGCCGUGGAGUCGGCCGCCACAGUGAUACGCAAUGCGUGGGUCGAGGCCUCGUCGUGCGAGAAGGCGUGCUCGGUCGUCAAGCUGAUGGGGCGCGACGCGGGCUUUGUCGCGGCGCACGCAGCGCUCGCGUCGAACAUCGUCGACGUUGUGUUGGUGCCCGAGGUGAAGUUCGAGCUCGAAGAUGUCUACAAGCAAGUGGAUUUGAAGAUUAAACACAAAAACUUUGCCGUUGUGGUGGUCGCCGAAGGCGCUGGGCAGGAGUAUGUCUCGACGGGUGCAAAGGACGCCACGGGCCACACGGUCUAUGGUGACAUUGGCGUCUUUAUGCGCGACGCGAUCAACAAACACCUCAAGCCUCAAGGAGGCCGCGCCUUCUACAUCGACCCCUCGUACAUCAUUCGCUCUGUCCCCAUCACCUCCACGGACCACAUCUACUGCUCUCGACUCGCGCACGACGCGGUGCAUACGGCGAUGCGCGGCUACACAGGUGUCUGCGUCGGCGCGAUCCACAACGUUAUCUGCAUGUUCAAGUCAAAGCUGAUCGCGAGCGGAAAGAAGAAGCUCAAGGUGAGGGGCUCGACGUGGCAGUCGUGCGUCCAGAGCUGUCAAAUGCCGGCUAGCCUGUCGGGAGCAAAGACGGCGGCGUCGGCGUGA
Messenger RNA from Emiliania huxleyi CCMP1516, 1104 nucleotides. RefSeq names its product phosphofructokinase. Gene Ontology annotation, molecular function: 6-phosphofructokinase activity; ATP binding. The transcript is spliced from 2 exons. The annotation marks the transcript as partial. Gene Ontology annotation, cellular component: cytoplasm. The record is from RefSeq and is a predicted model, not a curated record. Lineage: Eukaryota; Haptophyta; Isochrysidales; Noelaerhabdaceae. Gene Ontology annotation, biological process: fructose 6-phosphate metabolic process; glycolytic process.